Molecule: messenger RNA, 2060 nt
Organism: Truncatella angustata
Lineage: Eukaryota; Fungi; Ascomycota; Sordariomycetes; Amphisphaeriales; Sporocadaceae
Product: Alpha/Beta hydrolase protein
Exons: 2
Coding region: 314-1903 (529 amino acids)
Source: RefSeq, a predicted model, not a curated record
GGAGAGUAAAACGCCACCCAAAAGGAACAGCUCUUUAAGCCGCCGUUUCGACCGCCGAGUCGUUCUAAGUAGCGUCGGUUAUAGCCCAUUGACGACGCGUCACGGGUAAGGCGAGUGUGACUUGCAUGCGUAAUGAAGAUCCUAGUAAAGCGAGAGCGAGCUAUGGUGGGACGUACGUCUGGUUCGCAUAUAGGGCAACCUCAUUAUAUCAAUCAUCUACAAUGUACCCUUCUCUUGGCGUUGUAAUCAUAAGUCCUCGAUCUGCUCGCUCUUUGUUACAGAUCAUUCUCUAGAUCAGGAUUUUAUUUACAAAAUGCCAUCUUGGAUAGUUGGCUCUGCGUGGUCCUCGGCACUUCUGCUGCCAGUGGCCAGAGCAGCGCUCUAUGAUUCAAUUCUCCAGACUCCCAAUGGCCCAAUUCAGGGCUACCAGGCCUUUAACGCCAGUCCGGCAAAUAUGAACCUUACCAACUGGCGUGAUGUUACUGUUUGGAAGGGCGUCCCGUUUGCAGCCGACACUUCUGGCGAGAAUCGUUUCAGACCUCCCCAGAAUGUUACCGCUUGGACUGAGACUCUCGAUGCUAAGGACUAUGGUCUUUCUUGCCCAUCGUCUGGUACCACAUAUGCGACUAUUGGUGAGGACUGCUUGAACGUCAACAUCUGGAGCGCAGCAAAUUCUACCGACGACAAACUCCCUGUUGUCAUGUGGAGUUACCCUGCUGGAGGAUCUAAUGCUGAUCCUCGCUUUGACGGUGGUGGCAUGGCUGACAAGGGAGUUGUCUUUGUCAACUACAACUACCGUACUGGCCCAACUGGCUGGCUUGUCACUCCCGAGCUGACUCAGGAGAACUUGGCCACCGUCGGUGUGAACAGUUCUGGAAACUAUGGUAUGCUGGACCAAUUUGCAGCCGUGCAAUGGAUCCGUGACAACAUUGCCUCUUUCGGUGGUGAUCCUGAUCAUAUCACGGUCAUGGGUCAGUCUGCUGGUUCUGCCGCUACAUACCACAUUCUUAACAGUCCUCUAACCAAGGGAAAGAUCGUCGGAGCUAUCAUUCAGAGCGGUGUUCGCGAUCCUCAUGAUCCGUCUGCCGUAAGCUUGGCCGAAGGCUACCAAACCUACAGCGUUUCGGAGGAGUUCAGUUUGGAAUUCUUGGCCUCUGUGAAUUGCACUGAUAUCGCCUGUAUGAGGUCUUUGCCCAUGGAGACUCUCGACGUUUCGUCAACCCCUGGAACAACCAGUGCGUCUUGGAAGGCCACUCUCGAUUACUAUUGCAUGCCCGAUACCUAUUUAAACACGCUGGAGCUAGGUUUAGCUCACGAUGUCCCAGUUAUGACUGGUAACACCAAGGACGAGAGCGGUGCUUCGUAUGGUCUGAACAUUACUCUUGCUGAAUACCUGGCCGAUCUCAACUCAACUUACGCAGACGAGUUCCCCGCCAAAUUCUUGGCUGCUUACCCAGCUAAUGACUCGGCCACCGCCUCGGCCGCUGAGAAUGCCCAGUACACCGACAGAUCCAUCAUCGGCACCCAAAAUUGGGCGGCUUACUUUUUGAGCAACAGGACCAGCCCAGUCUUUACCUACCUUUGGGACCACGCCCCGCCAGGACAAAAUGCAGGUGCCGCCCACAUGACUGAAAUCCAAUACACGCAGAAUAACCUAUACAACGUGUACUAUGGUGAAUGGGAGGCGGAGGACUACCAGAUUGCGACCAAGAUGAACGACUACUGGGUUAAUUUCAUCAAGUCCGGCGACCCCAACGGCGCUGGCCUGGUUCAAUGGGACAGCGUGAACGCCUCUACGACAGUAACACAGGAACUUGGUGAUGGUUGGGGUCCUCUAAUCAUUGCGCAUGAUGACCAGGUUGCCCUGAUGGAAGAAUGGCUUCUCACGUUACCGGCCAUCUAAACCGGUAUUUUAGUUUCCAGCCUGAGUUGCCUCGAUCAAAGCUGGAGUGAACAUUGUGCUCCUUGUUCUAUAUUCCCACUACAUAUUGUACAUACAUUUACAUUGGAGUCUGAAUGUGUCAUAUAGUUCUUUAUCUGUCUAACCUGCGUUAUCCCAC